AUGAUUUCCCACCAAGAGUCGGAACGGCAUGUUACGGAAACCGCUCAGCGAUUCUCGUCGCCGCUUCAAGCUCUAAUGGCCUCUAUUCACAGAACGCCGCAGAAGUGUCACUCUGGGAAAAUGCCACAUUGUUGCCGGUCGCCACUAAAGGCUUAUCCACCACGCACGAACUCCGUAAAAAGGAUUGAAGGAUUACUAGUUGCCCGGAGGCCUUUCCAGUUUCACCAUGACAGGCGAGCAAAGGCUCAGCCAGGUGGGAUGGGAUUUGCUAACAACUGCCCGGGUACCUCUGAAGGAGACCUGACAACUUGA
Messenger RNA from Bombyx mandarina (wild silkworm), 312 nucleotides. RefSeq lists its product as uncharacterized. NCBI's taxonomy places the organism in Eukaryota, Metazoa, Arthropoda, Insecta, Lepidoptera, Bombycidae. The record is from RefSeq and is a predicted model, not a curated record.